Messenger RNA from Rotaria socialis, 828 nucleotides. The record is from the annotation of a GenBank genome assembly. NCBI's taxonomy places the organism in Eukaryota, Metazoa, Rotifera, Eurotatoria, Philodinida, Philodinidae.
AUGAUGAACAAUACUUUAAUCGCCAUUAAAUACAUCGUUUUAUUUACUCAUCUAAUUUUCAUGACCCAACUAACAACAGCUAACAAUCGAUUUCCGAGAAUCAUUACUGAAACACAUAAUCAGACAUUAAAUAUAUCAUCGACGGCCAUAUUAACAUGUCAUGUCCGUGAUUUAGGGGAUCAUCAUGUAACAUGGUUUAAAACAAAUCCAUCAACAACAAUAUCAUCUCCAUUAGCUGCCGGAGAGCAAUUAUUUACAGCUGAUAAACGUUAUUCAAUAUCAUUUUAUUCGACAUCAGUCAAAGAUUCAUUUUGGUCAUUAGAAAUUUAUCAAGUAAAUCUAGCCGACGAAGGUACAUAUAUAUGUAAAAUUGCUAAUCGAAAAGCAAGCGUCAGUAUUUAUAUACAUUUACAUAUACAAAUACCAAUGAUUAUACAUCCGACCUACGUUCAUGCAGAACCAAAUACAAAUAUUAUAUUAAAUUGUAGGCUUUUAAUCAAUAAUGAAUAUGUCGAUAAAAGAGAUGUAACAUGGAUUUUUCUAUCUCAUCAACUCAAUAAAACCAAAUUUCAUGAUGUACAUAUAAGAAAACGAUUAUCGGGCGAUAGUUUAACCGCAGAUUUAGUUAUUAAUCAUACACAGAUGAAUCAUACAGGUACAUGGGCAUGCAUUUAUCGGCAACAACUACUUAGUGUAAAAGUGCUCGUUCAAAAAAAUAUGUUAACGCAUCAACGUGCAAGUGCGUUACUGUCGAAUGACUCUUAUCGAAAAAUUUCUUCAAUAUAUGUUUUACUUUUUCUUGUUUUAUUUAUUGUUGACGAACAUUAG